Molecule: messenger RNA, 3861 nt
Organism: Schistosoma haematobium
Lineage: Eukaryota; Metazoa; Platyhelminthes; Trematoda; Strigeidida; Schistosomatidae
Gene: RNF6
Product: E3 ubiquitin-protein ligase rnf6
Exons: 6
Coding region: 1-1365 (454 amino acids)
Source: RefSeq, a predicted model, not a curated record
AUGUUCGGGGAUGACUUGUUUUCAUGCUUUUUGCCGGGGAAUUUCUUUUCGAAUUCGAUGAUGAAUGAUAAUCAUUUCAGUCGGGCGCUCAUGGCGCAUGAGAGGGCAUUCAGGCAUGUACAUCAAGAAUUCCAAAGAGUCGCGCAAGAAAUAUUUGAUUCUUCAGCGCUACCUAGACAAUUUUUCAAUUCGCAAUUCAGAGAUAUUUCCAUAAUUCCACCUGAUCGAGGUACUCAAAGAGUAACGCUAAGCGAUCCAAAUGAUGUAGUUGGUAAUUCACGCGUACACAGGCAUAGAAAUAAUGAUCCUGUGACAUUUGAAAGAACCAGACUGCAAUGGUAUGACUCGAAUACUCGUAGGUCAUUCUUGCCUGAGCCACCUGCCCGUCCUAAAGUAUUAGGAUUUAUGAAUGCUGAUGAACUGAAAAAACUUCCUACGAGCAUUUAUAGAAUUAAAAAGACCUCAUCAACAAGUGAAGACACAUUUACAUCACCUAAUGCGACUGCAAAUUCAUCAAAUGCUCCUAAUAUUGUACCUGUUCUUAAUGAAAACCAAAGUAAUAUGACACCAUCUGGUGGUACACAUUAUCUUGAACCAGAAUCAAAAACAACUACUCUUGUCCAAAUUCAACCAAUACAAUCAUCUCCAGCACGUGGUCAUCCUGAAUGUGAAAUAUGUUUAAUUGAAUAUCAAGAUAAAGAUCGCCUCCGCCAUCUUCCUUGUGGACAUGCAUUCCACAUGAAAUGUAUUGAUGCCUGGCUAAAACAGUCAACAACUUGUCCGAAAUGUCGUGCUGGUGUUCGUGCUGGACUUGCUCGGUUAGAACGCAACCGUCAGCGACAGAGAGCUCAAUCAAAUAGUGGGACAACUUCGAAACCGACGCCCAUACGAGCUGUUCGUUCACGUCCAGGUGCAUCAACUUCAAAUGUUCAAGAACAGCAUCGUCCAUCGAAUUCCAGACAAGGUUCGCAAACAACCAAUAGAAAUCAGAUAACCAAUCAGAGUUCUGUUGUUGGGACUGCUUCCGAUACACAGAAUAAUCGUACUACUCGCAGUCGACCUAAACCUUCAGCUGCUUCAACUUAUGCUACGUCUACCAUUUCUACUAAUCGCACUACAAAUGCUCCAGUUAAUCAACGAAAUCAACGUUCCGUUUUGCAACCUAGUUCCAAUCAGCAAGGUUGUUCAUCAGAACUUAAUAAUGAAAACCACGAUGAAGAUGAUCUUAAGCAUCUAACUAAUAUUAAACCCAGUACUCGUGAAAAUACAGUGUCUCAAAAUAAAGUUAACGAGUCAAUUAUCGCUCGACGGAAAGCUGUUGAAGCAGCUUUGAAAAGGGCGGCCUUAUCAGAAGCUAUUCAAUAACAGAUUGAAGGAAAUCCACUUCCAACCUCAACAUAAGACAUAUAAUUAUCAGUUUAUUCUAUACGCCUAAUAUCAUUUGUUUCUUCACUUACUCAUCUAUUCAUUAAACAAUUGCCCUCGAACUCAAUCGAAAUAUGAUUAUUGCAGAUAUUCAAUGACUCAUGUGAUUAUAUUUUACUAUCAUUUUCAUUAUUAUUGUCAUUGUUAUCAUUAAUAUUAUUGUUCUAGGAAACUUAUUUCUUUCUUUCGUUUGUGUAGUUUACUCGUAUUUUUUUCCACAUUCUAUCAUUACAUUAAUUGUCUUAUGUAUGUUAUAGUUACAGAGCAGUAUGAAAGUAUCUAGAUAAUUUGGUCAGUUUAUUUGUUAAAGUUCAAACUACUUUAAAUGUUAACGAUGUUUUUUCUUCAAAACAGAACACAUAAAAGAUAAAAAGGGAAAGAACUCUAUCUUGGUCACAUAUUCAAUUUUGUUGGCGUAGAUAUUUGCGCAUUUCGAAAAUGUUCAUGGUAAUAAUAUUACAGAAUUUUCUUCGUUCAAGAAUUAUAUAAUCUUUUGACUUAUAGAUAUACAUUUUUAAAACAACGAUGUACUAUCAUUUUAAUCGGCUUUCAAUAUUUGUGUCAUUCUAUGAGUUACUUAUUUCAGACUCAUUUUAAUGUACGAGAUACAGUGAAUUAUUAUGAGGGGAUUUUGGAGGAAUCGUUCAUUUGUAAUUAGCUUAGAGAUUGAUCCUUGAAGUUGGAGUAAAAACCUGUGAUCAGAAGUUUAUCUAAAUCGGUAGGCGAUAUAACUAUCUUCGAUGACACCAAAUCGUCAUGCAAUACUGCGCAUUGAUGGAAAUUAGACAGACUCCGUGAGUUAUCAUGACUUGAAAAUUCUCAACCAACCAUGUAUGAUGUUUACAGUGUGUAGUGUUCAGGGUUCCAGAACUACGAGAGAUCCGUUAUUUUGCACGCCUUGGUUUUUAAUGGUUAUCCAACCAUCAAUUUGUAGUGAGAAUCUGUUCUAUGUUGAAGUUUGUAAUGUUAAUAAUAGUAAUACUCUUGAAAGUUUUACAAUUUCGUCAAUCGAUGAAAUUCAAAUACCUUCCACUAAAUUUAUAUCGCUUCACUAGGUUUCAUGAAUGAUAUCAACCUGUAAUUUAAAUAGCGCACAAUACUAAGCAAUACGUAUUUUAAUUUUGUAAUUACUAUAUGUGGUUAUUCAUUACAGAAAGGAAAUCCUCAUUUAGCUGAACAGUUACCUGACUAUGUAACGCUAAUACUAUCGGUGACAAAAAUAUAUAUCAGAAGGGGUUUUGUGAUUUUAGAAAUUUCACUGAUUGAAAUGAUGAGUCAAUUGAAGCUAGACCACCAUAGUCUGCUCACUAGUGACUGACUUCAAGAGAUACUCCUGGAGUUCUAGUGAGAAGCCGUUACCAGUGGAGUUCAACCAGGUCUGUUGUGAGAUAUCAACUCACUGGAGACAAUGGCGCAACUUCGUGGGUUGGUUGAAGUUAGACAUUAAUAUCGUUGGAUGCCGGCUCAGUGGUCUGAUUGGUUAAGCGCCUGGCGAGAGACUGAUAGGUGCCGGGUUCGAGUCUCGCGGGGUCGUGGAUGCACACUGCUGAGGAGUCCCGUACUAGGAUGGAACGGCCAUCCAGUACUUCCAGGUUUCCCAUGGUGGUCUAGCUUCAAUUGACUAAUGAUUUCAAUCAGUGAAGAAUAUAUGUUGUUCAUUCCCAUACAAUUACAGCAAAAUCAGGGAAUGAAUGUUUAACGCAGACCAGACUUGGAAAACACAUAGCUGUUCUCGGUAUUGUAAACUAAUUGGAAUGCUUUAUGAAGCGCGCAGCAACAAAUAUUAAUCGGUUCCGGGAGCAUUUUCUAAGACCACCUGGCUUGCAUCCUUAUAUAACAUAUGUGGGAUUUCCAACUAUAGAGGUGUCUCAAGAAUUAAAGUAUCUAAAAUAAACACUUCUUAUGAGCCCAAAGAUCUAAGAAGUCUCAGUCAACUUCAGCAAUGUUUCAAUGGGGGCUUGUGAAUACGGCCAGCGCCAGUCUGUUAUAGAUUUUAGUGUUUACUUACUGGUGACAUGGCUCAGAAUUGAUCACAAUGGUGGUGUGUGCACUCUUCGUGUUCCCUUAAAUCGUGAGAUUAAAAUUACAUAUCCUUAUAUGCAAUCUUUCUUUUGUAUAUUACCACCAUUGUAUUAACUACUAUGAAAUCGGUGUUCAUCUUGUGCUAAUGAGUUAUGGUAAUUUGGAACGAUGAAUAUAUGUGCCUGGUCCCACGUUGUUGCUGACUGGUGCAACUAUCGUCUUCUAACGUAAAGUCUAAGGAGGGAUGGGAGACAUUGGAAACACCCAACUCGGUUCGGUUAUUAAUCAAUUUAACAAAUAUAUGGAACAAGUGCCGAUGGACUGGAAAGAAGGACACCUCGUCAAGAUUCCAAAGAAAGGAGAUCUGAGCAAAUGUGAAAACUACAGAGGCAUAACACUACUGUCAAUACCAGG